Molecule: messenger RNA, 3539 nt
Organism: Astyanax mexicanus (Mexican tetra)
Lineage: Eukaryota; Metazoa; Chordata; Actinopteri; Characiformes; Acestrorhamphidae
Product: proton channel OTOP3
Exons: 7
Coding region: 1515-3386 (623 amino acids)
Biological process (GO): proton transmembrane transport
Cellular component (GO): membrane
Molecular function (GO): proton channel activity
Source: RefSeq, a predicted model, not a curated record
GGAGAAACAGCUAGAGGUAGGCAGGUAGACAGGUAGAUAGAUAGGUAGAUUGGUAGAUAGAUCAUUUUGCACAUGAUUAAAACAAGACUUUUGCCUUUUUCAACCGUAAAGAUUUAAGGGGUAAGUGUAGGAAGGUAGGUAGACAGGUAGGUAAACAGCUACACAGAUGUGUAGGCAGCUGCACAGAAACUUAAACAGAUAGAGUUCCUACCUGUCGACAGGUAGGUAGGUAGAUAGGUAGGUAGAUAGGUAAGUACACAGGUGUAUACACACCUCAAUGCACUUGGUUUCACUUUUCCAAUCACUGCAGACCUAUCUUUAAUUAAAAAAACGAGAGGGAGAAAUAUCAAGAGGUGCAGGACCUAUGUAGACAGGUAGGUAGAUAGACAUACAAGUAGACAGGUAGGUAAGCAAGUAGGUAGGUACCUGUAGAGAGGUAGACAGGUAAAUUGGUAGGUAGGUAAAGAGGUAAAUAGGUAGACAGGAAGGAAGAUAGGUAGGUAUUCAGAUACACAGGUAGGUAAAAAACACAGAUAGGUGGAUAGGUAGGCUUGACAGGUAGGUGGGUAGUUAAGUAGGAACACAAGUAGGUAGGCAGAUAGGUAGACAGAUAAACACAGAUAAACAGGUAAACAAGUAUAUAGGUAAUCAGGUAGGUCGGCAGGUACACAGCUUUGUAGGUAGACAGGUAGACUACCUACCUGUACAGAGGUAGACAGGUAGGUCGGUCAGUACACAGGUUAGUAGGUAGGUAGACAGGGAGGAAGACCGGUAGUGAGGUAUUCAGAUACAUAGGUAGGUAGGAACACAGGUAGGUGAAUAGGUAAACUUGACAGGUAGGUAGUUAAGUAGAAACACAGGUAGGUAGGUAGGUAGGCUGGCAAACAGGUAGAUAGAUAGAUUAGCAGGUAGGUAGGACAGCAGGCACACAGCUAGGUAGGUGGGUGGGUAGACUACCUACCUGUACAGAGGUAAACAGAUAGGUAGGUCAGUGGGUAGGAAGAUAAACAAGUAGACAGAAAAGAAGACAGAUAGGUAGGUAUUCAGAUAUAUAGGUAGGUAGGAACACAGUUAGGUUAAUAGGUCAAUUUGACAGGCAGUUAGGUAGGUAGGAACACAGGUAGGUAGAUAGGUAGACUUGACAGGUAGUUAGGUAGCUAGAGCAAAGGUAGGUUGAUAGGUAAACUUGAAAGGUAGGUAGGUAGGUAGUUUGUUAGUUGAUAGGUAGGUAGAAAACAGUUAGGUGGAUAGGUAGACUUGACAGGUAGGUAGGAACACAGGUAGGUAGGUAGGAACACAGUUCGGUUAAUAGGUAGAUUAGACAGGUAGGUAGUUAGGUAGCUAGAAUAAAGGUAGGUUGAAAGGUGAACUUGAAAGGUAAACUUGAAAGGUAGGUAGGUAGGUAGUUUGUUAAUUAGUUAGGUAGGUAGAAAACAGUUAGGUGGAUAGGUAGACUUGAUAGGUAGGCAGUUAGGUAGGUAGGAACACAGGUAGGUAGUUAGAAAAGAAGAAGAAUGAAGUCUGUAACAGCAGAAGCUGAAGGACAGGAGCUGACUGAGUUUGAGUCUGAGCUGAGAGAAGGUGAGAUGAGAACUGAAGAUGUUCUGGACGUUGUGGAUUGUGAGGAUUGUGAGGAUUGUGAGGAUCACUGUCAGAACGCUGAUGGACGUUUGGAUGAUGUGGACGGUGAUCAGGGCUCCGUGUUGCUCUGGGUACCCACUGGCCGUCGACUCGUCUCCGGGCUCCUGGGGCUGAACGUGGUGCUCCUGGGAGCCGCGCUGGUGGCUGGAGAUGCUUUCCACCCUGAAGGUUUGCACCACCAGGAGCCGGAGGUGUUUCUGCUGCUGCUGAUGGCGCUGAGCGUGGCGUGGAUGCUGUGGUACCUGCUUUGGGCACGGAAACAGCCAGGAUUACCCCCACACACGGACCACCAUGCAGGGGGCAUCACUGUUACUGUGGUGUUAAUGCUGUUUGCAGGCUUCAGUCUGUUGCUGUGUGUGUUCAUGAUGGUUCAUAACGUGCUGAUGAAGGACUGUCACCCAUCUGCUCGAGUUCUUCUACCGUUCAUUCAAACUCCAUUCCUCUGCCUCCAGACCUAUCUGCUGUGGGCUCACUCCAAAGACUGCAUCCACAAACACAGAAUCCUCACAAGGUCUGGUCUAAUGCUGAUCCUGUGUACAGAUAUCCUGCUGUGGUUGAGCGCAGUAACAGAAGAUUCCAUUCAUAUGGAGAUCGAGCUGGAGAGACAGUACAAACAGCCCAUCAUCAGAGCACAGUUAGACGAGGACGAGGGCAUCAGAAAUGCCUCAGAUUGCCACUGUGGAAAGCAGCCGGUGUGCGGAUCUCUGCGAAAAGGCUACGAGGUGCUGUACCCCUUCAACAUGGAGUUCAGCCUGCUGGCGGGGUGCAUGCUCUACGUCAUGUGGACGAACGUGGGCCGUCACGUGACCGGCACUCACUCGGGUCACGCCCAGAAGAUCACCAUGCGGAUUGUGCACCACGGGGGCAUCCUGCUGGGCCCUGUGCUGGGGCUGCUGGUUCUGAUCACGGGGGUGGUGAUCUUCGUGCUGUACCAGGUGUGGGUGGGUCAGCGGGGGAGGCGGCUCAGGGCCUUCCUGCUGUUCUACGGUUUCCACCUGAGCGUUAUGCCGUUUAUGGCGCUGUGCUCGCUGGUAGGCAUGCUGGUGUACCGCCGAAAAGAGAGGCUGCCCAGCAGGGGGCGUGACAGGAAGCACGAGGACCCGGCGGUGAAGAACCCGACCCGUAGCCUGGACGUGCUGCUGCUGGUGGGGGCCGGACUGGGCCAGCUCUCUCUUUCAUAUUUCUCCCUGGUUGCUGCUCUCGCUGAGGGACCCAGAGGCAUUCUGGGAAGUCUGGAUCUGUCGUUUUCGCUGCUGAGCCUGCUGGAGCUGGUCCUCCAGACCAUGUUCAUCAUCCAGGGGCUGCAGGAACACACACAUCCACACCAGAACACACACUCGAGUCGAACCGGGAAAGAGGAGAAGGAGUCAGCAGAUGGGAAGGGAGCUUUUAAGAUGGAGAAGAUAGCUGAAGGUGCUGCUGGUUCUGCUGAUAUGGCUGAAGGAACAGCGUUCCUACAGAAAAGCAGUGAUGCUGAAGCGCCCCCUGCAGGAACACCUGGACAAAACACUCAUUCCUGGAGCAGGAGGACGAUUCAGGAGAUCUGCGCCUUCCUCAUUCUAUCCAACGUCAUGCUGUGGGUGAUUCCAGCGUUCGGGGCCCACCCUCAGUUUGAGAGUGGUUUGGGGAAGCAGUUUUACGGGUUCUCAGUGUGGUUCGUGUUGGUGAAUCUGGGUCAGCCGCUCACUGUGUUCUACAGGAUGCACUCGGUUGGAGCUCUGAUGGAGCUGCUGAUCUUCGCAUGAACUCAAAAACACAUUUACCUUAUUGCUCUAUAAAAUGCUGUGUAUUGUUACUGUCUCUAUGUAAAGAAGUUCCAGUGCUAGGUAUUAUAUAUCUAUUUAGGCAGUACUGUAUACACUGACAGACAGACAGACAGACAGAAAGAUAGAUAGAUA